UGAAUUAGGCGUUGGCCAGGACAAAUCCGACUCAACUUUGGAGCUAUAUCGACAACCCAGAGGUCGAAUUCUGCGCCAUUCGCUGCAGACGACCUUGUUACGAUCUCAUUCAUGUCCACAACCACCACUGAGGCUCCGAGAAUAACCAAACGAAAACUAGACGACGCGAUCUCCAUCCUGGAUUCGGCGGUGAAUGAGAGUAAGACGGACAUUGGUGGAGUUGACCCUAGUCCCUCCAAACGGCCAGCCACAGCGAAGUCCAUUUACGCUAGUUUGUCAAAAUAUGGAUUUAGAGGGAAGGAUAAGGCACCCGAAAAGCAAGGGCCAUCGAGAACUCCUAAGCUGACCUCUUUGUUGAACCGGACACGAUCGCCUCAACUCGAACGGAGCUCGUCACACCCCGGGAGUACUCAGCCCAGCACACAUCCACACAUAUCUCUUCCCCAAGCUCUUACUUCUCGCCCACCCUACAGGCCUACUUCAACUCCAGACUUCCUCAAUCGCUUAUCGACGUUUAAACUCUCUACUUAUCGCGACAAACCCCGCCCCAUUAACGCAGUGGCUGCUGCAAAAUGUGGGUGGAAAAAUGACGGCCAGAAUCGAUUGGUGUGCGAAAAUUGCAAUGCCGCAUGGGUUGUGGGACAAACAACAGGAAUGAGUCGAGAUGCCGCAAACGCUCUCAUUGAACGGCAAAAGGCUUCCAUGGUCACUGGCCACAAAGAGUCUUGUCCGUGGCGUAAGCGACAAUGCGAUGACCGCGCGAUAAUCUUGUCUCCGGCAGUGCAGAGCAUAUCUAUUAAACACCCACUGAACACAUCACAGUUAACCUCCCUUUUAACCACCAUUAAUUCUUUACCCUCAGCACAAGAUAUCCUAAGCAUUGCAUCUGAGCAGAUCCCACCUCCAUUAAGCGACACCGCUCUCAUCCUCUCGCUCUUCGGCUGGGGACCUACAUCGUCGUCCCACCUCCCUGGGCACCGCCAAAGCUCUCUCACUCAAUCCCUUUCACGGGCUACUUCGGCGUCUCUUGGUCGAACGCCUUCCCUCGCCAGAGGCUCCAACACGCCCAGAUUCGCAUUAGAACGGUCACCAACCCCAGUUGGCAGCCCUUCGCCCACCGUCAGUAUGAUUAGGUUACCCGGAUCUAAGUUCGACGUUACUUUGAGCUGUUCACUUUGCCAACGAAGGAUUGGUCUGUGGUCUUUCCAGCCCACACCUGCCGUCGACGCGCCUGACGUCACCGCUCCCACUGCUAUCAAUGGUCUUCGAAACGGAACGAACGAAACGUCGGCAGAUAGUCCCUCGCCGUCCUCUCCUGCGUCUGCCCGCCCCUCCCUGAAUCCACACCCACGUCGACCUACGCAGUUGCGAACGUUGGAUGUUACGACAGAACACCGGUCAUUCUGUCCAUACAUCGUGAAGUCAACGCCCAUGCCAUCUUACCCUGCGUUCACUGGCGCUGGGGACGGUUCCAACGUCAAUCCUCGGCCGAAGAGUAAGCAGAGUGACGCCGAGCUCCUUGUGGAGGGUUGGAGGGCAGUGCUAGGCGUCGUGAACCGUGCUGGAAUGGGGGCGCGCAGGAGGAGGAGUGACGUCUUUGGGCCCCUCUCCAGUACUGAUGAUCAGAUGGCGGAUGAAGGGGCCGCAAAUGUGGAUUCGAUGGUCGAGAGCGUGAAGAAAGGAGGGACACGAGACUUGUUACGAUAUGUAAAAGGGUUGCUGGGAUAAGAAAGCCCCUGUACGAUUUUGGGUGGAGUCUAUGUUUCUGUCGCGAACGUGUUGUACUGGGUGUACCGCCAUCAUAUUUGGUCUGUACUGUGCUGGAUACUCAGAGCGUGGUGCAACAAAAUGUUGCUAUGCCCAUUAUGUACUCUGCCUUUGUCCAAGGGCGUGUACAAAUUCGGUACGAGGGCUAGGAGCAGAAGAUAGCGUUGCAAUGACCAGCAAAGGUUACGGUUAGGCUUAAUGUCUUCAACAGUAGCAUUUAUUCGGGUGGCUACUAAAUUGAACUUGACUACGGUAUAAGGUUUUAUGACAGAUAUGAUCCGGGAUGCCCUUGUGACGAGCAGUAUUUGCACAUUAUGCGGCCGGUCAAGAAAGGCUGCAGCAUAUGGAGGUAUCAGCCGCAAGACUCAAAUUGAUAGCAGUCCGUGAACGGAAACAGGCAG
Cantharellus anzutake is the source of this 2168-nucleotide messenger RNA. Its product is annotated as C3HC zinc finger-like-domain-containing protein. Gene Ontology annotation, cellular component: nucleus. Gene Ontology annotation, molecular function: zinc ion binding. The record is from RefSeq and is a predicted model, not a curated record. The transcript is spliced from 7 exons. The coding region runs from base 112 to 1728 and encodes 538 amino acids. Lineage: Eukaryota; Fungi; Basidiomycota; Agaricomycetes; Cantharellales; Hydnaceae.